CUCUUUCACCAACCCAAAACCAAAAGCCCCUCCAUUGUUUCACUCUCACCUCUCUCUCUCUCUCUCUCUCUCUCUCUCUCUCCCCUUUUUCUUCGUCUUCUUGGUCUCUGUUGGAGCUCUGAGACCCAUCAAUGGAGGUGUCGCAGAGCCACCAUGAAAGUGCCAGCCCGACGUCGCUGCUCCCAUCCCCGACCAGCCACAGCUCCACCAGCAGCUCCAGCACCACCACCACCACCACCAACACAGCCCCUGGCAACCCUAACCCUAACGGCCCGCCCAACCAGAACGGCCACCCACAGCAGUGCUCCCCUCGCCCCGUGACCCGAUCCGAACCCGCCAACCCGUACCCGACCACCUUUGUCCAGGCUGACACCUCCUCCUUCAAGCAGGUCGUCCAGAUGCUCACCGGGUCCUCCAAACCCGACCAACCGUCGCCGCCAACGCAGCAGCUGCAGCAGCAGCCGCCCGCCAAGCACCACCACCACAGCAUCCCGCCCAUCAAGACCAUCCCCAAGAAAUCCGGAUCCGGGUCCGGAUUCAAGCUCUACGAGCGGCGGAAUUCCCUCAAGAGCCUCAAGAUCAACCCGCUGGGGCCCUUCCCGGGCCAGCUGGGAUCGGGCGCGUCGCCCCGUAACCCCGAGAUCCUCUCUCCGAGCAUUCUCGACUUCCCCGCCCUCGUGCUCAGCCCGGUAACGCCUCUGACCCACGACCCGUUCGCCCGAUCGCCGAGGCCUCCGUACGAUAGCCUCGCCGAGAGCCCGAGUUUGGACCCCGAGGCGGAGGAGAAGGCGAUACGAGAAAAGGGGUUCUUCUUGCACCCUUCGCCCGCCUCCACCCCUCGGGAUCCCGAGCCCCGGCUGCUGCCCCUGUUCCCGCUCUCGUCGCCGAGAGUUUCGGGGUCUUCCCCUUCUAAUUAGAAUGAGUUGUGUGCUCGGUUCAGGUAAAUAAUAUUACUAUUAAUUAAUUAUCAAGAAAAAGAAGCUCUAAUUUUUGUAAGGAUUUUUCCAAUUAUUGUUGUUGUUGUUGCUGUUGCUCCUGCUGCUGCUGUUUGCUGCUCGUGAUUAGCGAUGAUUGAUGAUGAGGAAGAGAGUGAGAGGUGGGAUUUGUAAUGUGGGGAAUGCUUGAAAUCAAGAAAUGAGAAAAUAGAAAAAAAUCAUUGCUUCAAUUGAA
Molecule: messenger RNA, 1170 nt
Organism: Punica granatum (pomegranate)
Lineage: Eukaryota; Viridiplantae; Streptophyta; Magnoliopsida; Myrtales; Lythraceae
Source: RefSeq, a predicted model, not a curated record